Grus americana (Whooping crane) is the source of this 1513-nucleotide messenger RNA. RefSeq names its product hes family bHLH transcription factor 5 (gene HES5). Gene Ontology annotation, molecular function: protein dimerization activity; RNA polymerase II cis-regulatory region sequence-specific DNA binding; DNA-binding transcription factor activity, RNA polymerase II-specific. Gene Ontology annotation, cellular component: nucleus. Lineage: Eukaryota; Metazoa; Chordata; Aves; Gruiformes; Gruidae. The transcript is spliced from 3 exons. Bases 61 to 534 code for a protein of 157 amino acids. The record is from RefSeq and is a predicted model, not a curated record. Gene Ontology annotation, biological process: regulation of transcription by RNA polymerase II; anterior/posterior pattern specification; regulation of neurogenesis.
CCAGCUCCCUUCUCCACCCGCUAACCAGCAAGUGCUGAGCUGAAACCCGCGCUUGGGAUAAUGGCACCCAGUGCUCUCUCCCUGGAAAUCCUAACGCCCAAAGAGAAGAACAGACUCAGGAAACCCAUCGUAGAGAAACUGCGUCGCGAUCGGAUUAACAGCAGCAUUGAGCAGCUGAAACUGCUCCUGGAGAAGGAGUUUCAGAGACACCAGCCCAACUCCAAGCUGGAGAAAGCCGACAUCCUGGAGAUGACCGUCAGCUACCUGAAAUACAGCCGAGCUUUUGCAGCAUCUGCCAAAAGCCUACAGCAGGAUUAUUGCGAAGGGUACGCCUGGUGCCUCAAAGAAGCUCUGCAAUUCCUGUCCCUCCACGCAGCGAACGCAGAAACCCGGAUGAAGCUGAUCUGCCAUUUCCAGAGGUCACAAGCAGCGCCUAAGGACUCUGGUUCUUCGUCUGCACCCGCUUCCACCCACCAGCCCCCUGCAAAACAAGCAGCACUGAAACCCUCCUGCAGCCUCUGGAGGCCUUGGUAGGCCAAGAGUACGCCUACGUGCUUCCUGGACGUUUGCUCGUGUUCCAGAGGAGACCGUGACUUGCUGUACAAGUCCCCCCGGCUCCUCUCGUGAGUAGGGAAGAAUGUUUUCCCUUUGCAGAGCGUUACUAUGCUUGGAUGUCUGCUUCCCUUCUUCCAGAAGGACUGAAACGAUCCCACCACGUGGAGAGAGAGUUAUUCUACAAGAAUGCGAGAUGUAAUCCUCCUGCUAGGAGGACUGAGAGGAGUUGUUCAGAGAGGAACACCGACUGUUCUUAACCUUAGUGAGGUUGUACGUGUACAUCCGUUGGGAAAGCAGUGACUGCUAAGAUGCUCAGGCUAGCAUUUUCAAAAGUGUCCGUUCAGGAGGAGCCCUUUCCUCUGACCUGCCCCACUUGAGACCCCCGAGUGUCCCAAGCCAUCCACAGCCAAACUGCCCGGCUGCAGCUGGAGGGGGGCCCGGGGUGUCUCAAGCAGAGCAGCUAGUCUAACUGGACACGUUUGAAAAAUCUAGUUUUCCUAGGGGUGCCAUAAUGGGUUCUAUAAUAUUUGUAGACUGUACUGAGCACGCUCUGAAAAUGGUUAAACCAUAACUCAAACUACGUAGAGGAAAUUCCUCAGGAUGUCUUGCUCACAAAAUCAGAGUACUGUUUGUGAGGUUCAGGAUAUGUAUGCCUUUUAUAAAGGCAAAAGCUCAAUUUUUUUUAUCCUUAUAGGAAAGUAAGUUACAGCUGUGUUGUCGAUUUUGCAAGAAAUAUUUAUCAAAGUCUUUCAUGAAAGGCAGGUGUACAAAUUAUAUUUACUUUUUGGUACCCUACCACCCGGGGAGAAUGUAAAUUCAUUACUGUCCUUGGAGGAUGCUAUGACAUGUUACGUGUGAGCUGCACCAAUUGUAUAAGCUGUGCCAGAAAUGAUCUUGAACUUCAGAAGCUGCAGAAACUUUUAACUGUGCAAAAAUAAAUAAAAUUCUAGUUAAUAAA